GUUAGAUGGUAUGAAGAAGAUUGAACCCAAUUCUAGUUUAUUGUCUUUCGUUUUAUCACAAAUUAUCUCAUUUUAUCGUAGUUUGUUAGUUUUAUCGAAAGAAGUUUACUAGUCAAUAAUUCUUCGUAACAACCCGUCGUAUAUGGAUACGAAGACAAGGAGGAGGAGGAGGAACUUGGGAAUGGCAACAUCGGUUGUCGCCGCUGGCGAACCAUCAUCACCUGAUCAAUUCGCGAAGCUGCCGAAUGAAUUAGCGGUGGAGAUCCUUUCCAGGUCGGCGAUGACGCUGAACGAAGCGGCGAGAUACAGCCUGUUGGGGAAACGGUGGAGGCACCUGUGGCAAUCGAUCGACGGCGGGGUUCUGGAUUUCAACCAGAAGAGCAACGAUGAGCAACAAGGGAAUGACAGAAAUCGCAUCUCCCACGAAGAACGGCGCCGGUUUGCGGACCGGGUCGAUCAAGCCAUCAGUAGAAUCACUGCUACUACCUUGGACGGAUUGAGAAUCGGGUUCAAUCUCUUGGAGAUGGAAGAGGAAGCCCGGAGAUGGAUCCAAUUCGGAUUCGCGGCGAGAGUCAAGCAAUUGACCCUGUCGUCUUACUUCGUCCAGAAGUCCGGAGAGGCACACCUUGGGGUUUCUGGAUCUCUGUUCUUGGCCCCUGAAUUCCUCCGCCGGCAAGACCUCGGCCGCCUCGAGGUUUUGGAAUUCCAGGGCGUGGCCAAGAUUCCUCAGGGAGCGUUGGAUCACAUCUUCUCAAACUGCCCCAACCUGCAACGCUUGUCUCUCACCAACUGCAUUUUCCAUGAAGAAGGGACUGUCGUCAGAGUUUGUUCUCCCAAGCUCCAGAGGUUGACAUUUCAUUUCCCCCAACCUCUUCACUUUCUCGCUAGGAUCGUGCUCGUCUCUGCUCCGGGUCUUCACACUCUGGAGGUGGGUGGAGGACCAUGGCUCCCAAUGAUCGAAUUUGGGGACGAUAUUCCUCUGCUUCGGGAGCUAUGUUGUUAUAAUCGGGGGCUAUUGAUAGAGCAACGCUGCUACUUCCCGUGGUCUCGUUCUCAAUUCGACAAGUUUGCUCCUCGACUGCAGUUUCUUAAUAACGCUUCGAGUCUUCUUCACUGCACCGGCCUGCUGAGAGCAGCUCCAAUGUUGAGCCGAUUCUCCAUGUCGUUCCUGCCAGCUGGUUGCCAUCGAUUUCGUGAGCACCGGGGCCAGAGUGCACAUGAAUUGUCAACAUGGAAGCAUCACUCUCUGCAGGAGCUUCACUUCCAUGGGGUGCAUCCAUUGGCCAAGAAGGAGCAGCAAGUUUUUGACCCUCACGUACUCCAACUCGAGCUUGCUGCUUACAUAAUCAUCAACUCGCCUUCAUUAAACCAGGUUUUUAUCGAUACCACAAAUUUAAUCUCCGACUCCAGAGAACCACAUGAGGUUGAUGCUGACAUUCUUAGAGCUAGGAUGCAGUUGGAAACCCAUCUCCACUCUCAUACAGCCACUUCCCAAAUUCACUUCACUUAUUGUUAAUUAGUUAUUAUUAAAUCAAUAUGAUUAUUAUUAUUAGUUUAUUAGCCUUCACUAUACAGCCUUCUGCCUGUAACCAUCAUGAAUUAUCCGUCCAAAAAACAUGACUGGUGACACAAUGGAGAUAAGAUCACAGAGAGCACAGCUUGACAGGAAUGGAACAGCGUCGAUGGCAAGAAAAUGAUGAUUUCCGGUGACGACAAUGAUGCUGAAUAUACCCAUGAGGUGGAGCUGGAAUUGUUUGCAGCUGUAUGACGAUGAUUUGGAUCAAUGCCGUUGGUGGUUAGGCAGUGAUCAUUCAACCAGCGGAAAGCAAAGGCUGCUAUCUAACAGUUGGUUUUCAGUGUCCAACCUGCACUAAUAAGCCAUUGCGAGUUUAAUGCUCUGCUAAAGGGUAACUGAUUUUCACCUUCAAACCUUUACAAUUGACGUGUAAUACUCAAGGACAGUUCCAACUUGAUAGAAAUAUGUGGGCUCUAAUGGUUCUUAGAGCAAACUGCUUGAACUUGAUGUGCCAUUCAGGCUAGGACACCAUACAUCUUAGCGACGAAACCUGUCAACUAGUUUGGCAUUGUAGCUAUUUUCAUGUUGCUGCAGAUUCUUCUGCACUUUCCUUGACAAUAACAUGUGGCCUUCUCCGAUGUAUUAUGCUCGAACAUAUUAUUUGUGAGCCUGGGUUAUACCAUUAUUACCUUCCGAGGAGCCUCAACUUGGUUCUCGUAUCAGUCUUCUUUACUUUGUUGGUUCGACCGCAGGUUAAGACAGAUAGAUAAGAGGAUUUGGGCUAGUUAGAGGUUUUACCAUACAAAUGCCACAAAUCAUUGCCACUCUUUGAAUUUGUUGAUGAUCACAUAAUCACAUUCAAGAAGAGAUGAAAAAACCGUCGAUGCAGAUGACAUGUACUGUGAGUCAGUCGUAUCAUUUGCUAUUGGGGCGUUAUUAUUACGCAUUGGGCUUGCAGCAGAGGUUCUAAAUCAACAUCAUGUAGCUUUGUCAGUCGGUUUCUUUUUAGACAAGACGAUUUGUGAAACUCAACUUCUAGGAGCUGAUCAUCUGUGUGUGUUACUUUGAGGUUCGCGUUAUUGAAAAUUUGGAGAAUCUACCGGGAGUUGAUCAAUAUAAUGUAGUUUGAGUUUGUGUUACCACACGUUGAGCCGUGUGAGAAGUUAGUUGAUGAUAGUUAUCCUUGUGUAUUUGGGGUCUGAAUCAUGUUCAUGAUUGAUGUGAUGUUGUUCUCUGCUUUACCUUAUUCAUGUUCUGGUUUGUGAAUAAGUAUGCAGGAAAGGAUUGGAGAUUAUUUGGAUACCGUGCAAAGUGGUCUCUGAGGAGGUGGAUUGGGAGUAUCUGAUUGCCAUAUCAUAUCGUGUUACCAGACAAAGCUCUGAAAUGGGAUGCUGACCGAAACUUCGAGCAGCAGCAAAGAUGGAGUGGCAGCAGAUGUGAACAGAUACAACAACAACAACAACAAUGGAGGGGUUGGUAGGACUUACACAUGUCUGAAUCGAUCUGUAUUUCCAAGUACAUGUCACUGGAAUCUCCUGGCAAAGGAACACGAGGAGUGUUGCCAACCUAGACCAACUAUUAAUGUGGUUUAGGACUUGGCUUCUUUUUCUCAUUUUGUGUGUUUUCUGUUUGUUGAAUGGUUUGUAGCUAUACAGCUGACGACUGUGAUGAUAGAUGGUAUUGAGAAACUGGACUGUUGUUAAUUGUUAUAGGUCAGUGCCAUAAAUAUGUUAAGCGGCAUUGUUGCAAUGAAAAACCUCUCAUAUUGCUGCUAAAAAAUUGUGGAU
Messenger RNA from Linum tenue, 3303 nucleotides. Lineage: Eukaryota; Viridiplantae; Streptophyta; Magnoliopsida; Malpighiales; Linaceae. The record is from the annotation of a GenBank genome assembly.